Molecule: messenger RNA, 1050 nt
Organism: Rotaria sp. Silwood2
Lineage: Eukaryota; Metazoa; Rotifera; Eurotatoria; Philodinida; Philodinidae
Source: the annotation of a GenBank genome assembly
AUGGAUAUGGAAACCAGUUCAGAUCCAACGUAUUUACUACCAGAUUAUUCAAAAUUAUCCGAUAGUCAGUUUACACAAAAAUUAUUAAAAUCAACAUCAACUGUUAUGAAUCAAGAUGACCUGUCUUUCAUCUUAAAUCAGAAAGAAAUAUUCGUCAUGAUUCGUCAACUUACACAACUUUUUAAUAAAUUCAAUUAUUCGAAAUUACAAUAUGAACAAUGGUCUUAUUAUCUAAGCCUUGGCUUAACAGAAGGUAUUUGGAACGGUCGAGUAUCGAAAAAAAUGGCGGUUGCAAAUUCUAUGUGUUACACAUAUGGUCGAUCAACAACUUUAAUCAAACAACAACUCAAGAAAUAUAAACAACAAUUCGAGAAAAAUCAAGAAGCUAUUUAUGAACAUAUGAAACAAGUGCCAUCCAUUAUUAAUAUGGAAAUUAUUAACAAUAUAAUCAAUGAUUUGGUCAGUGAAGAUCAACAUCAAUUACAUGCUGAACUUGAACGACGAAAAAUAAUGCUUCGACUGGAAGCUGAAGAACAUCGACUGAUUGAAAACUUUUAUGGAUUAAAACCAAAACAAACUGAGAUAAGUUCAGCAAAAGUUAUAUGGAAAGCCAUCCAUGAACAACAAAACAUUAUCAAUGAAAUGACUUUAUUCAAAAAAUGGCAUGAACUUCAUGAUCAGGAAUCAUCCUAUACUCCUCAGGGUGUACAAUUACCGACGAUCAACCAUAUAUUUACAGUACUAAGUUUUCAACGACAAACGUUCACAGCCGAAGAAAUUGCUCAACAGACAUUCAAGAAAGUCGAAGAAUUCGCAAAACACUACAGUGUCAUUGCAAACAUGGAACAAACCAAACUACAAUCAACAAAAUUAAACCAUAGAAAUUCUGCUCUGCUUGAGCAAAUCAUCCAUGUCAUCAAUGAACGUGAAAAUAAUUUAAUAACACGUCUUGCUUAUGAACUAGAAGAAAAAAUUAACCGAUUAUUGAGUCAUACACCAAUUAAACAAACGCAUGCACAACAUAAUACAGAAACUCAUUUAAUAAUGUAA